Molecule: messenger RNA, 2569 nt
Organism: Daucus carota subsp. sativus
Lineage: Eukaryota; Viridiplantae; Streptophyta; Magnoliopsida; Apiales; Apiaceae
Product: cysteine-rich receptor-like protein kinase 44
Exons: 7
Coding region: 548-2473 (641 amino acids)
Biological process (GO): protein phosphorylation
Cellular component (GO): plasma membrane
Molecular function (GO): protein serine/threonine kinase activity; ATP binding
Source: RefSeq, a predicted model, not a curated record
UUCUGAAUCCUCACAUUCAAAGCACCAGAUUGUGGUUGGAAACUCCUGCCAUGAUCAUAUCUAACACAACAUAAAAUUGUACUAUAACAUAUCAAAAUUUUUAAAAAUAUGAUACAAAUAUUUUAAAAUAUUUGUUUAAUACUUUGAUAUGUUUUAAGUAAUAAAAGCUCUAUUCUAAAAGUUGGUGAUUAAUCCGAUUAAUCCGUGUUCCGUAACUUGUCGAAUUGAUUAAAUUUCUGAUUAAUCCCCGGUCAAUAUAAUUAAUUUCUAAUUAGUCCUUGUUCCGUGACUUCAUUGAUUAAAUCCGAUUCCCGCUUUUUACAAUACUGAAUCAAAGGCAUUACUGUUCUUACAUGGAAGUAGUACUAAUGUCUCUUUAAUUCUACUAGUCAUCGCCCAAGUCAACCAACGUACAUGAAAUGGCCAAGUCCUCCACGGCUCCACUGAGAAUUUUCAAUAACAUUCUUGCUAUGAAGUUAACAAGAUUAUUGCAGAUCAAUAAAGUAAUGAAAAUACCUCUUCAAGUAGCUGCAGAGAAAAAAGGCAGAUGAAAUUUAGCAUACCAUUUCUGUACCUUGCUAUAAAUGUCAUCGGUAUAACGUUUGGACAGCCGCCAGAUUUUAUCUACUACUCUUGUGGCAGUGACGCAGGUGACAGUACUUACAUGACUAACCUCAACAAUGUUCUUGAUUCGAUCUCCUCCAAUUUUGUUACAUCAAGAUUUUACAACUUCUCUUCUGGACAAAAUCUGAAGAUUGCACAUGGGAUCGGCCUCUGUGAGGGCAAUUUAGAAUCAGACACGUGUCGUUCAUGUCUGGCUAACUCGGCCAUGAAACUAAGACAGCUCUGCUCUAAUCGUAAAGAGGCUGUUGGAUGGUAUGAAAAAUGUAUGCUGAGGUACUCUAAUAACUCAAUAAUUCAUAUUCCAGAGAACAAACCAGAUUAUUGUUUACGUAGCGCAGUUGCAAAUUCUGGGGAUCACAGUCAAUUUAACAGUGCAGUGGAAGAUCAUAUGGCAAUUCUGCGAGAACAAGCAGCUAGAAGUAGUUCAAAAUUUGCUAACGACAGCAUGACUUUUGCAGACAAUGUAAAGAUAUAUGGGCUGGUGCAGUGUACUCCGGAUUUGACAGUGCAACAAUGCAAUGAAUGUUUGGACAAUGUUUUAGGAGUUGUUUCCAGAUGUUUACAAGGGAAUUUUAGUGGAAAAGCUGCAACACCUAGCUGCAACAUUAGAUAUGAGACUGCAGUUGCUUCGCCACAUAACUCAGGGAUAAAUAUAAUAAAGAUAAUUGCAGUCACUGCAGCGUCUUUAGCAGGAGCUUCACUUGUAGGAGGAUUUUGUUGUGUUUAUUGUCGACGAAGAAAGUUAAGAGAGGGCCGAGAGGCCAAAGAAAUGAGAGAGAAUUACCAAGACAUCCAGCUACUUGAUUUGACUGGAGAGACGCUGGCCGAUGAACAAGAUGUCCCUUUCAUCCCGCUAGCUGUUAUACGUGCAGCUACUCAAGAAUUCGCUCAGGAAAACAAGCUUGGACAAGGGGGAUUUGGUCCAGUGUACAAGGGAACAUUGCUUGAUGGGAAGGAAAUUGCAGUAAAGAGACUUUCCAGGAAUUCUGGUCAAGGAAUAAAAGAGUUUAAGACAGAAGUCAGUUUGAUUGCUAAGUUACAGCACAAGAAUCUUGUCAGACUAUUGGGCUGCUGCAUGGAGGGGAAAGAAAUGCUUCUUGUCUAUGAUUACAUGCCCAAUGGAAGCUUGGAAGCAACCCUCUUCGAUUCAGUUAGCGAGGCACGCCUAGAUUGGAAGAUGCGACACAGAAUCAUCAAAGGGAUUGCUAGAGGCUUGCUGUAUUUACAUGAGGAUUCUCGUCUUAAGAUCAUUCACAGAGAUCUCAAAUGUAGUAACGUUCUGCUUGAUAACGAAUUGAACCCAAAGAUAUCCGACUUUGGCAUGGCAAGAAUGUUUAAUACCAAUCAAAGUGAAGCUAUCACAAGAAGAGUGGUGGGAACAUUCGGGUACAUGGCUCCUGAGUAUGCUAUGCAAGGAACAAUUUCAGUAAAAUCAGAUGUAUUCAGUUUUGGAGUCUUACUUCUGGAAAUAAUUAGUGGAAAGAAGACGAGCCGCUUUCAUCUAUCGGAACAUGGUCAAAGCCUCCUCACUUUCGCAUGGAAAUUAUGGAGCAAUAACCAUGAGCUGGAGCUGAUGGACCCAUUAUUAGAGGAAACAUACGUGGAAAACGAUGUGUUGAGGUGCAUUCAUAUCGCUUUGUUAUGCGUCCAAGAAGAUCCUGCAUAUAGACCUACAAUGUCAGAAGUAGUUUUUAUGCUGGAAAAUGACAUUGUGCAGCUUCCUGAAGCCACAGAGCCUGCAUUCUUUCUGGGACGACGAACUACUCAACCUGCUCCUCUCCGAAUCGUCCCUAAAGAUGUUGGUUCAUCUAUCAAUGAGAUCACUUUCUCAGCUCUCUCUCCUAGGUGAUGUUAGGAAUUGUCCCACAUUCGCUCUGGGAGGAGCAGAUAGCUAGAUUAUAAGCAGUCAGAUAACUCCACUAGUCCACUAGAAUAAGGUCUUUUG